Molecule: messenger RNA, 1764 nt
Organism: Metopolophium dirhodum (rose-grain aphid)
Lineage: Eukaryota; Metazoa; Arthropoda; Insecta; Hemiptera; Aphididae
Exons: 3
Coding region: 139-1455 (438 amino acids)
Source: RefSeq, a predicted model, not a curated record
UUUUCAGCAUUUCCAUAAAUAUGCUCCGACAUAUAAUAUGCAUUUCGGUGCAUUAUCACGCAAAUCAACCAUAUGUGAUUGAAUUUCAGCGAGAGCAAUUCUAAUUAAGCAAAACGGACCGCCAUCGCCGGACACAUUAUGUUCGACGGCAGCGGCGGCGGCAGAGGCGGCGGCGGCGGCAGCGGCAGCAGUAGCGAUGGCGGCGGCCACAUGGACGUCAAAGUGGUGUACGCCAACCCAAACGGGACGCUGUCCAUACUGCCCGACACGGCGGCCGGUGUGUCGCCGUGGCGUCCGUCGUCCGUGUCGUUGGCCGCGGCGUACCUGACGCUGUCGUCCGCGGCCAUCGCGUCCAACGUCAUGGUGUUGACGGGCAUCGUCACCGCGGACAGGCUGCGGUCGCCGUACGCGGUGCUCGUGUCCGCACUGUGCCUGCAGUGCGCCAUGGACGCCGCGGUCGGCCACUGCGCCACCACCAGAGAACUGUUGACUGGCGGCGGCGGCGGCGGGGCCACCAUGUGCCGCGGCGUGGCCACCGUAACGGCCGCCCUGUCUGCCGUCGAGCUGGUCACGUUCGCCGCGCUCGCGUGUCUCAACACGUUCGUCCGGGCCGACUACGCCGAGCUGCCCCUGCCGGCCGCUGCCACUCUGUGGGCCGCCCCUUCCAUGUACACGUACGUCAUACUCACGCCCACGCUGCUGUUCACCACGCGAUAUUUCCCGUCAAGAGGUCGUUGCGGUUUCAUUGCAAAUACAACUGGAUGGUUUUACCCAUCUUUAUUGAUUGUUUUCAGUUUUAUGAUACCGUGGUCAAUAUCAUUUUAUUUUGUUUUUGUAUCCCGCCCUUCGACGACUACCAAUUCGGCCAAUGUCAUAGUGACACCCACCCAAACAAAAAGCCAAAUCGAUCUUGUACCGUCCAAAUUAAUUUUUGCAUCUUAUACAAUUCUUGUAACACCAAGUCUUAUUUCAUCCAGUGUUUAUCUUUAUAGCAACCCGAACAUCAAUCCUUGGGCCGAAAACGAAGCACCGGAAGACAUCUUAGAUGGCUACUUGUCAAAACUGCCAAUUCUGUUUGACGUAUUUGUUCCGUUGGUCCUAAUAUACUAUCAUAAAGUGUUCAGAAAAAAAUGUAGGGAAUUGUAUUUACAUGGGUUUAGGAAUUCCGUCUCAGACGGCCGUCAAAUCUCUAUCGAAAGACUGAGACGAUCUAGAAAGAACGAAUGUUUAGCAGAUGACGCACCCGUAUUAUUUCUUGAACGGUCUGGCAUGAUAAACGUUAGGUUUCCGAGCGAAGACGGUUUCAUGAUGAAGGUGUGUGAUUUGAAUCAAAAAGAAGACAAUAAUUCAAAUGGCAGAAAAGAAGUUCGUUUUUCGAGAAAAGUGAGUAAAGCUCCUAAUGAAAGCGGUAUUUAUAGUACAAAAGAACCUAGGGACGAAGAAUCGAGCCUUUGAAGGGAAAACAUAAAUAAUUACAAAAGUAAAGCAUACUAAUUAUUACAUUCCAUAAUUUAAUUUAUGAAUAUCUAUGUGACUAUGUAAUGUAAAAUAAGUAUCAUGAUAUAUAAGGUAGAACAAAUUAUAAAAUUACAUUUAAUUUUUAUUGAGUCUUUGCAUUUAAAGCAUAAUAUAACAAUGGAAAACCGAAAUCAAAAUUAUAUUAUUUAAAAAUAAUUUCAUUGUAUAGACAAAUAAAAAUGUAAUGCGUUUUUUAUUAUGUAUAUUAUGUUUAUUGUAAACAAUUAAAAAUAAUUUAUUUUAUUA